Molecule: messenger RNA, 1149 nt
Organism: Meriones unguiculatus (Mongolian gerbil)
Lineage: Eukaryota; Metazoa; Chordata; Mammalia; Rodentia; Muridae
Product: glutathione S-transferase Mu 3
Exons: 8
Coding region: 104-760 (218 amino acids)
Biological process (GO): glutathione metabolic process
Molecular function (GO): glutathione transferase activity
Source: RefSeq, a predicted model, not a curated record
GGGACCGUUCACAAGGCCCCUCCCACCUUUCCCUUGGUGCCUCCUUAAAGUCCCCUGUUCAGCCUUCCUGAAGCCAGUCUGAGAAGACCUCAGCACCAGCACCAUGCCCAUGACACUGGGAUACUGGAAUGUCCGAGGACUGACUCACCCCAUCCGCCUGCUCCUGGAAUACACAGACUCAAGCUAUGAGGAGAAGAGAUACGUGAUGGGGGACGCCCCCAACUUUGACAGAAGCCAGUGGCUGAGUGAGAAAUUCAAUCUUGGCCUGGACAUUCCCAAUCUGCCCUACUUAAUUGACGGGCCACACAAGAUCACCCAGAGCAACGCCAUCCUGCGCUACCUUGGCCGCAAGCACAACCUGUGUGGGGAGACAGAGGAGGAGAGGAUCCGUGUGGAUACUUUGGAAAACCAGGUCAUGGACACCCGCAUACAACUCAUGAUAGUCUGCUGCAGCCCGGACUUUGAGAAGCAGAAGCCAGACUUCUUGAAGGCCAUCCCUGACAAGAUGAAAAUCUACUCUGAGUUCCUGGGCAAGCGGCCAUGGUUUGCAGGGGACAAGGUCACCUAUGUGGACUUUCUCGCUUAUGACAUCCUUGACCAGUACCGUAUGUUUGAGCCCAAGUGCCUGGACACCUUCCCAAACCUGAAGGACUUCCUGGCCCGCUUUGAGGGCCUGAAGAGGAUCUCUGCCUACAUGAAGAGUAGCCGCUUCCUCCCAACACCUGUGUUUACUAAGAUAGCCAGGUGGGGCACGGAUUAGGCCCCUGCCAUGCUGGCACUCACAGGGAGGAUCUGUCCACACUGGGGAUUCCCCAAGCCUUGGGGACGGCUGGUUUACUGCUCUGCUACCUCCCUGUUCUCACUUCUCUCUCCUUCCCACUCCUUUCUCCAGCAUUGUCAGUCAGCCCCAUCUCCUCAGCCCUGACCUAGGCAGACCCAUGCAGUCUUCAUUCUCCACCUUCUUUCAUCACAACCCCCUCUCCAUUUGUGCCCUAACCCAACCUCACAGUCCUUUUCUGUGGUUUGAGGUCUGCCCUGAACUCACGCUUCUUAGAAUCACCCUAAAGGUCAAUACUGUCUCAGUGCCAGCCCAUUCCUGGUGGAGGAGCUGCCCCGGCCUGUCUCAUCUCCAAUAAAGCCCAAAACCCA